AGAACGGUGCCCCAAACAUACGGUGAUGGAUUCCUCGGAGAUGUGGAAGUUGGAAACCACCGAACGGAAGAAAUCAUUUUGUACCGAGUCAUCGUAUUUAACAAUCCGACGAAUGACAUUCAGAGCGGCAGUGUGCAGUUUUCCCAUAAAGGAAUCUCCCAUUAUCUUUCCGUUGUAAAUCAAUCAGGCAGUCAGGCGAUAGUGUGCAACAAUCCGGACUCUUUGGGUACAUCCAAAGUCAGGCUAAAUAUCCGCGUCCAUCCCAACACGGACUCCACUCUCGAUCUAAUUUUAGCAUCACAUUAA
Messenger RNA from Dinoponera quadriceps, 306 nucleotides. RefSeq lists its product as uncharacterized. The transcript is spliced from 2 exons. The annotation marks the transcript as partial. NCBI's taxonomy places the organism in Eukaryota, Metazoa, Arthropoda, Insecta, Hymenoptera, Formicidae. The record is from RefSeq and is a predicted model, not a curated record.